Molecule: messenger RNA, 3216 nt
Organism: Trichomycterus rosablanca
Lineage: Eukaryota; Metazoa; Chordata; Actinopteri; Siluriformes; Trichomycteridae
Gene: bri3
Product: brain protein I3
Exons: 3
Coding region: 212-631 (139 amino acids)
Source: RefSeq, a predicted model, not a curated record
ACAUAAACAUUAACAAUAAUCCAUUAUUCAGUCAGAAAAGUGCGUGUUUGGAGGGUUUUUUGGGGGACUAAGUUGGCGGAUGGAGCUGGAGGACGCGCUUACUGUAGGGAAGUUUCGCUUUUCGUGGCUGUGCGCGCUUGUUUUGCUUUGAGUUUUUGCUGUAAAGUGAAUCAGGAGUCCAUGAGAUUUUGGUAAGAUUUAUUCGGUCGAUAUGGAUACUAAACCUAUUUUACAAGACAGACCCCCCGCGUACAACAGCGUGCCCGAUGGUGCGUAUAGCCAGCAGCCAGCACAGCAUGGGUACGGAGCCAUACCCGCUGCGGCUCCCGUUCCUGGUCAAGCUGCCUACCAGAUGCCACCUCCACCAUACAACUUUCCUGCUGCACAGGGAUUUCCUGCCCAACCUGCCCCCAUAGAGGCUCAGCCAAACCUAACCACCAACACGUACACCAUCAUUCAACCAUCAGUCGUGGUGGUGGGAGGAUGUCCAGCCUGCAGGGUCGGGGUGUUGGAGGAGGACUUCACCUGUCUGGGGAUCAUGUGCGCCAUUUUCUUCUUCCCCCUGGGCAUUCUGUUCUGUCUGGCACUGCGGCAGAGGCGCUGUCCCAAUUGCGGAGCUACUUUCAGCUAGAUGGACCAAACUGCUGCCACCGCUCGUGGCCUAACGACCAUCGAAUUUCUCCAUUUCUUUCUCAUUUUAAAUCCAUGUUUUACUUAAGUAUGUUAAUAUACAUCAUUGCACAGCUUAUUUACUAUGAUAAUUCAGAUCACAAUGUAGAGUGACCAUAGGGUUUAUUCAUUGUUUCCCCACAAGCUAGAAAUGUACAGGUUAGUUCAGAGGAUGGUUUAAAUGUAACAUGCAUAUACAGCUGAUGUGAUCACACGUGCCUUUACGACGGCAGCGAUUUGAACUCUGCGCUAAUCGAAGAGACUUGCGAACCGGCGAUAGACGACGAUCAAGCAUUUAACUCCUAUUGCCUCGAUCAAACGAAAUCAUUUCGAUUACGACCUUGCUGCUUUGUGUCAUGUCCAUGUACCACAGCUUUCCUCAUUGUUUAUGUAAUGAUAUGAAUUUUCUGUGUAAUGUUGUGCUGCCUGCUGCUUCGCUCGUGCACGGUUGGGCAUCAUUACCAGAUCCCAUCAGCCAGUUCCCUGGACUAAACAUGUCCCUUUUUUCAUCCACCCUUAAAAAACUACCUGAGCGUGUUUCUAGAAGACCAAACAGCUUCCUUUACAGGCUUGUUUUAGUGAGGCGUCACUUUACCAUCAAUACACACUGUGCUGUAGAUGUCAGAUGUUUGAAAAUGAAAAUGGGGUGUCUCAUGGGAAGUGGCAUUGAGAUUCUCAGAUGUCUCCCAUUUUAGCGUAGCCAAUUUGUCUUCCGCUGCUGGGGGAUCCCUGACUGCAGUCGAGGUGGGUAUAUUGCUGCUCACGCCUCCUCCGACCCAUGUGCAGCCCUUAGAGGAACGCUUUUUCACCCGUGCACUCUGCACAUGCACCUCUCUAUCUGCUGAUCAGGGUCCUUACACAGCGUUUGAAGACCCCACCCACGUAGUCCGGUCAUCCCGCCCUAGCAGAAACGUAUAAUCCCUGCUAGAUGGCGCCCAGUUUCGAACCGAGGAGUUCAGAAUCUCGGCGCUGGUGUCCUAGCGGAAUAUCCCUGCUGUCCCGCCUGGGCGCAUUGAUACAGAUCGUUUUGAUACAGAGGGAUAUAGAUGCAUUUCUUUUUAAUAAGCCAGGACCACAAGUUACAAUACUGAUUUGAAGGUACUUUGGUUAUUACCCACAGCUAAAAAAAAUUAUAUUUAUAGCCCAAAGAUUAAAGAAAAAACACGCCUAGUGCUGGGAUUUCGAAUACAUCGUAUCGGAUCUCAGCUCUGCCCUCCGCCUGGGCUGGGAGACCACAUGAACAAUGAUUGGCUGUUGUUCAUAUAGGGGUGGGACGAGCCGGACCAGGCUUCCUCAUUACUGGUGCAAGUACGACCUCUGCUGGCUGCGCAGAGUUGGGAAUAAUGCUGAUCAGGGUGUGGCUCUCCGUACACGAGACUGAUCCGCAUAUGAACUCGCCUCGUAAGGGUGAAAAGAGGCACUCGGUACUGCACAUGUGUCGGAGGGGGCGUGUGUCAGUUGCGAAGCUCCUCGGUAGUAUCGGUAGAGGUGAAGCGUAACGCAGUCAGGGUAAUUUGAUACGACUAGAUUAGGGGAGAAAAUUAGGGGGAAUUUGGAAUGCUAAUGUUUAGACCUUAUUUUUACGCAAUAGUUUGGUCUUGCACGCAAUUAACGUUCCAGUUCAUCCCACCGGUGCUCAGUGGGGAUUAAGAUCAGGGCCCUGUGCACCAAACUUCUCAAACCAUGUCCUCAGGUUCACACUAAACAGCCUCCCACACUGUUGCCACAUAGCUGACAGCAUGACAUACACCUGUUAGCAAUGAACGUGGCUGAAACAUUUGAACUCGCUAAUUAAAAGUGGUGUCUACAUACUUUUGAAACCCCUCUUUUUCUCAGAUUUUCCCUUAAUUUUCUUCCCCAAUCUAGUCAUAUACAAUUACCCUGAUUGUGUUAUGCUUCACCUCUACCGAUACAACCCUCCACUGCUGACUGAGGAGCUUCGCAACUGACACACGCCCCCUCCGACACGUAUGCAGUACCGACUGCAUCUUUUCACCUGCACAAGACAAGUUCACAUGUGGAUCAGCUUUGUGCACGGAGAGCCACACCCUGAUCAACAUUAUUCCCCAACUGAAUUCUAGCAGAGGUCAUAAUUGCACCAGUUAUGAGGAACCCUGGUCCAGCUUGUCUUACCCUACGAACAACAGCCAAUCCUUGUUUAUGUAGACGCCCAGCCAGAUGGCAGAGCUGAGAUUCGAUACAAUGUAUUCCAAAUCCCAGCUCUGGUGUGCUAGCGUAUUUUACCACCAACUGAGCGGCCUUUUUAUGUUUUUUAAUUCGUUUAAUGUAUUCAUGUAUUCAUUUUCCCAAACUGACACGAGAGACACAACCAUCGUUCCUGUGCCAACGAAAGACAAUCAGAUGAAUGUGUACGUUUUUUUUUUUUUCUCUUGCUCACCUUUACUGUAGAAUAUAUUAUAUAAUAAUAAUAUGUACGUGCUGCAAUUAUUUUACGAUGUAAUUAAGAAUCAGGGGUAAUCGCUUUCUCUGCAUGUAUGAUCAGACUUUUUAUAAAAAGGAAUCCUGUAAAUAAAAUUCUACAUACUG